CACGACGGCACUCCAAACACUGGAUGCGAGGAAGGCGUUGAAUGAAGAAGCACUUUGGAGGACAGUUUCGGUGCACUGUGAUAUUGGGGAUCUACCUAAACAAGAACCAUGCCUACCGUGGUCUUAAUGGACGUAUCCCUGUCCAUGACACGGCCAGUCUGUCUGGAUGGCAGCGAGGAGUUUCAGAGGAAGAACCUCGCUGUCCACGGCCUCAACAUGUUGUUUGAACAUAUGGCCUCAAACUAUCGCUUGGAGUUCACAGCACUGAUGGCUUUCUCUUCCCUCUGGGAGCUCCUGGUGCCUUUCACCAGGGACUACAAUGCAUUGCAGGAGGCCCUUAGCAGAUUGGAAGACUACGACAAGACUUGUGUUGAAUCAGCACUUAAUGGUGUCAAUAAUGUCGUACAGCAGGAGUGGGGAAGUGCAUGUCCCUGUCAGUUGGUGCUCGUCACUGAUGGAUCUCUGGGUAUAGGAAAGGGCUCCCUCAGACACUCGCUCCAAACACUGAAGCAGCGUGGAGAAGACAAGAAGUUUCCUCUGCCUUUUCCUUUCCCAACCAAGUUGUUCAUCAUGUGUGUAGCCAAUGCAGAGGAGCUUCAGGCGACCGACGCCAUGGACAACUUAGAGGAGCUGCUUCGCCUCAGCGGAGGGGACGGACAGAUCUUCACUGUGGACGGACCUCUUUGCAUGAAGAGCGUACAGGGCAUGUUUGGACGGCUGAUUGAUUUUGCAUACUCGCCGUUCCACGCUGUUCUGCACUGUGGCAAUCUGUCGUCAGACGUCCAGGUGUUCCCCCGCCCCGAGCCCGUCGUGGUGGACGACGAGGUGGAGCCCAUGCCACAAACCGUCAGCACAGAUUUGGAAAUUGUGGGUUUCCUAGAAAUUGCCGACAUCUCUAGUCCACCUGUUAUAUCCAGACACCUGGUUCUUCCUAUUGCAGUAAACAAAGACGUGGACGAGGUCGGGGCCGGUGCCACAGAUGAGCUUGAGGAGGAACCCUCCGCAAGUCAGAUGGCAGGAAAAAGUCCCAACUUUUGUGUCUUACUGCAUGGAAGUCUGAAGGUGGAGGGCAUGGUGGCGCUGGUUCAGCUGGGGCCAGAGUGGUUCGGUAUGCUGUACGCUCAGGCAGACAGCAAAAAGAAAUCCAACCUGAUGAUGUCUCUGUUUGAGCCUGGUCCGGAGCCUCUGCCCUGGCUGGGGAAGAUCUCACACCUGGGGCCAAUCUCAGAAGCUGCUGAAAACCCGUACGGAGAGGACGACAGUAAGAGUCCUUUCCCCGUGACGCCGCAGGCCAAACGGAGUUACGCCCAGAACGUCACGGUGUGGAUUAAAGCCAGCGGGCUGCAGACUGAUGUCCAGAAGAUCCUGAGAAAUGCAAGGAAACUUCCUGAUAAAACUCAGACUUUCUACAAGGAGCUGAACCGCCUGCGGAAAGCCGCCUUGGCCUUCGGCUUCUGGGAGCUCCUGAAGGGCGUGGCCGAGCUCCUGGAGAGAGAGUGCACCCUGCUGCCAGACUCGGCCCACCCCGACGCCGCCUUCCAGCUCACCCACGCCGCACAGCAGCUCAAGCUGGCCAGCACCGGCGACUCCCAGUACGCCGCUUUUGAUCACAACAUCGUUCCCAUGCACACCGACUUCUCCAGCUGAGCCACUUCCCAAUUAGAACUGAAACACGGACGCCUGAGCGGAACAGCAUCUGAAGUAUUUCACGUGUUGUUUGAAGAACUCAAAGGGACUCGUCAUUUUUUUGUGAAAAUGAGAUGAAAAUGUUAACAUGUAUAUAUAUUUUAGUUUUUUUUUUUUUUUUUUUUUUUUUUUACAUGUCUUUGUAGGAAUUUUCCAGAAACAGACCACAUUAAAACUUCAUUUUUAUUCAGGGUUGAAUAACUGCCACACGUACAGAAAACGCUGGAAGUUACUGUUCAGGUUCUCUUUCAAAAUGACUGCAACUCUCAGAAUAUUAACAUGAUUUAGCGGUCGCCGGCAUGUUUUUCCCCUGAGCUUUGUAGGACGGAUGCAUCGGAAAUAACAACUUAUUCAUAAUAAUUAAUUAAGGUUGAUUUCUUCACAUGAUAUCACAACUGCAGUGUGUUCUUAUCAGUGCUGGUUACAGUCGAAAACACCACUGGGUUGAAAAAAAACGGAUCAAACAAACACGAAGCGCAGUAAAAUGGAGGAUACCUAAUCCUGAUGCUCUAUAAGAGUUCUGAAGUCUGUCUGAUUUUAGAGAAACUGUUCAGUGAGUGCGAUCAUAAUCACAUAAGCAAUGAUGUAAUGCUGUUAAAACCUCAACACAAAGGAAAUUAGUUUGACGCCACUAAAAAAGGAAAAGAAGUAAACUAAAUGUCUGAAGCUCGAUUUUUAACAACAGAGAUCAAUUAACUAUUUUCAGAAAUGAGCAGGCAGCAGAGGUGUCAGAAGAACGUUAUUGUCAAUUUGCCUUCCUCUUUUUGGUGCUGAGGCGCUUCUGCCUCUGCUUGUAGAGGUGCCGCAUGUUAAAAUAAAGUCCUAAAAAAAAUAAGGGGAAACAGGCAGAUUAACACCAGAACGAAAACCUUGACUUCAGACUGUAAAACAUGUUGACAGAUUAUGAUUUUGGGACUUACCCACAAACAUGACGGCAACAUAGGGGUACAAGAGGCAGGAGAAGCUGAGAGACGUGCCGAUUGCUUCUGGCAGAGGAAUGCUGAAGAGUCGGGUUUCGUCGAAGAUGGGAAUGGAUUGUAUCACUCCAGCAACUACGAUAGGCGAUGAGACUCUUUUCAGUAUUUGCACUGAAGAAAUGUAAAUGUUUCACAAAGUGAUCAAUCUUACGUUCAGAUAAAACCCCUAACGGAUACAGUGGUAUCCAGAUGCUGUACCGCAGCCAGGUUAGAGGUUUCCAGUCUACAUUGAUGCAGCCCAGCAUGUAAAAUGGGUACCUGAGAAAGCAGCAACACGUUGGAAUUGAGCAUCAUUAUACUGCCCAAUAACUUGAAGGUUAUUAAAGAGCCGACACUUCUUAACUUAAAGUCUGUUGUACAGCAGGAAUUCCUGCUGACAAAUUGUAAAACGUAGUAUAUAAUUGUUUCUUUUAAAGUCAAAAUUGCCAAAAUCAGUUUGUAAAACUUCUCAACUUUAAGAGGUUAAUUUCAGGGUAAAUGCAGGCCACUAAAUUUGGUCACUGUUAGGGUUUCAUCUUUUCUUUUUAACAAAAUCAAUUGAAAGUAUUACAGACAAGAAAUUUGCUUAAAAAGUGUCAGUUUUUUUUUUUUUUUUUGUUUUUUUAGAAGACACAGCCUUGACAAUAAUAAACUUGAUUGUUAACAGGAAAACCAAGUGAACGUGUACUUGCCUAACAAGCUCAAUAAAACUCCACAAGUAGAAAACAAAGAAGACGACAGGCUGGCGGUGCAUUUGCUCCAGGCUACCAAAAAUGAUGAAAAGGAAGAAAUUCCUUCCAAGCACCUGGUGCAUGAACAAAGGUGACAGAAGCGCUCGUCAUGAACACGAUAAGACGGCAUUAGCGGAAAGAAAUGUUAUCUGUCUGCGAUGCUGAACACAAACUGAAAUAACAUACCUGUCCAACAGUUGGACCAAUGGGUGAGUGGACGAUGCCCAAAGCGACGUUGAGAAUUUCCACAAAUGAAAGAGCCUGGCAGAAGUACAUCACGUCCGACAUUGUGUGAAAUGUGUCGUAGAAGGAAUCUGAAACGAGACCAGGUUUCGGUGAUUCGGCUGAUCCAUCGAUACAAAUAUGACAUCCAACUAAAAAAAAAAGCUGUAAAAAUGUGCCGAUUCUCUCACCUUUUCCAAA
Messenger RNA from Salarias fasciatus (jewelled blenny), 3796 nucleotides. It is a transcript of the gene ints14, whose product is annotated as integrator complex subunit 14. The coding region runs from base 109 to 1647 and encodes 512 amino acids. The transcript has 12 exons. NCBI's taxonomy places the organism in Eukaryota, Metazoa, Chordata, Actinopteri, Blenniiformes, Blenniidae. Gene Ontology annotation, biological process: snRNA 3'-end processing. The record is from RefSeq and is a predicted model, not a curated record. Gene Ontology annotation, cellular component: integrator complex.